GGUGCCUAUUAAAAGAAGACUUCCCAAAGGGUGAACAAUAAGUGCUACUCUUUACUGACCUGAUGAUGAACAAUAAUUUUCACCACAUAAUGCUUUUUUGGGUUGGAGUUCUGUUACGAGAAGUUUUUCAAGUAACAGCUGUCACUGUGGAUCCAUGUUCUGCCUACAUCAACCUGAAUGAACCAUGGAGAAACACUGAGUAUCACGUCAACCAGUCGUCCGGGGUGCCUUUUUGUGACAACCAUAUGUCCGGGGAGUGGUAUCGCUUCACAGGACUGGCGGGGGAUGCCAUGCCUACCUUCUGUAUCUCCGAGAACCACUGCGGCACCCACGCUCCGGUCUGGCUCGCCGGCAGCCACCCUCAGCUGCAGGAAGGCAUCGUCCGUUUGCAAGUGUGCGCCAGCUUCGGGGACAAUUGCUGCCAAUGGAAUGCCAGCGUGGAUGUGAAGGCCUGCACUGGAGGUUACUUUGUAUACCGUCUGCCCAGACCUCCGGUUUGCUUCCAUGUCUACUGUGGUCAUUUCUAUGAAAUCUGUGAUGACGUUCCAUGCGUCGGUGCGAGAUGUCCUGUGUCGGAAUGUCGCUGUGCUCCUGGAACCUUUCUGGGACCAGACGGACAAACAUGCAUGGAUGUGAAUGAGUGUGAGAAGGCCAACGGUGGCUGUGCAGAAAUCUGCGUCAACACCAAAGGAUCCAGACGGUGUGAGUGCAGACCAGGCCGAGUGCCGGAUGAAACCGGGCUUAACUGCCGAGAGAUGGAAGGCUGCCAUGUCAACAAUGGAGGCUGCAGUCAUUCCUGCUCAUUCUUGCAGGGCUCCUACCAGUGUCACUGUCCAAGAGGGCUGCAGUUGAGCCAUGACUCACGCACAUGUCAGGAUGUGAAUGAGUGUGAGAAGGCCAACGGUGGCUGUGCAGAAAUCUGCGUCAACACCAAAGGGUCCAGACGGUGUGAGUGCAGACCAGGUCGAGUGCUGGAUGAAACCGGGCUUAACUGCCGAGAGAUCAAAGGCUGCCAUGUCAACAAUGGAGGCUGCAGUCAUGCCUGCUCAUCAUUGCAGGACUCCUACCAGUGUCACUGUCCAAGAGGGCUGCAGUUGAGCCAUGACUCACGCACGUGUCAGGUGCCAGUAGAGUGCAACCCCAGCUCUAUUACAGUGUCAGUGCCAAAGGACAUUGUUGGAGGACUGGACCUCUUUCUUUCCAACUCAUCAUGUCGAGGAAUCUCCAAUGGCACACACAUAAACCUAAACUUCAGCCUCAAAACAUGUGGAACUGCUGUAGAGGUGACAAAUGACAAGAUUGUGGCAACCAAUCUGGUCACAGGCCUUCCCAGGGCCAAUCCGGGUAGCAGCAGGGACUUGAUAGUACGCAUUAGUAAGUUAGUGCUGCCCAUCACAUGUGAGUUCCCCAGAGAAUACCAAGUGUCCGAUGGAUACCAAGCAAGUCAGCGCAACUCUGCAUUGGAGCUGGCCGGACACAGCAAGGGAGUCUUCCCCUUCUCGCUGGAGCUCUUCAAGAACGCUGAAUUCUCGGAGUCCUACCGCGAUCCUCCUCAGCUGCGCCUCCACGACUCCCUCUUCUUCGGGGUGGAGCCCAGAGAAAGAGUGGAAGGUCUUUCUGCCCUGGUAGAGAGCUGCUUUGCAACACCAGGGCCAAAAGCUGACCAAGCCCUCAAAUAUUACCUCAUUAAAGAUGGAUGUAUCUCAGAUGAAACAGUGACUCAGUACUUAUCCAAAGAUCAGCUAUCGAAGCACUACCAGGUUCCUGUUUUCAAGUUCAUUGGCAAGGAGAACCGGCAGGUGUUUCUCCACUGUCAAGUGCUGGUGUGCAGCCUGGGAGAUUCUCGCUGCUCACAGCCUUGUAGGAGACGUGUCCGUCGCGGGGUCCCAGCUCAGGGACAUCACACAUUGAGCGGGGGCCCCAUUUUCAUCAUUCCGGAGUCCAGCAGCCGGACAGAUUCAAAUUCAGCAAAUACUCCGAUCAAAGACAUUUAAUUAACCAACAGAAUGUACCUGUCAUUACCUGUCAAGUCAUACAAGUCAACAAUGCAUUUAAAAUCAACUUUGUGAUGAAUUUACACUGUAAAAACACAACCUAUUGAAUUUACUCAAUAAAAUUGAGGUAACAAUUUACACUCAGUUUGAUAGUGUAAAGUUUAGCCAAUUGUACUUUGUAAAUAUUAUUAUUAUUAUAUUAAUAAUAUUAUCAUAAAUGCAUCAACAAUAAUAUACUCAAAUAAUUUGGGUAAAGGUUGCUUAACCUUUUGAAGCAGAUUAUAUCACUUAAUACCUCUUAAAAUUAAGUAUUAUUGACUCAUGGUUGUAGUGUAUUGUAUAUUUUACUGAAUGUUUUUUAAAAAUAAAUAUCAAUUUACCGUAAUUUUCGCACUAUAAGGUGCACCUGACGCCACCCACCAAAUGUGACACGAAAACAGCAUUUGUUCACAGAUAAGCAGCACUGGACUAUAAGCCGCAGCUGUCCUCGCUGUAUUAUGGGAUAUUUACACUAAAAUAUAUUAACCGGAAACACUUUAUUUGACAGUGGCAUCAUACGAUGGUCAGAAGACCAAAUGAACCACCAUGAAGCUUUGAACCAAUUGGCUUUAAAGCUUCAUUGCUUCAAGUGGUGCCAUAAGACUGUCAUUAUACAAUCAUAAUUAUGACAUGACACUGUCAUAGGCAUUAAUGAAUGCUUGUAACAGAUGUUAUUUAGUGUCUUCCGGCAAAUGAUCUCCAUUUUGAAUGGAUGUAAGAGUUCCGAGCUGGACAGAAAUGGAGUUAGUA
Molecule: messenger RNA, 2783 nt
Organism: Corythoichthys intestinalis (scribbled pipefish)
Lineage: Eukaryota; Metazoa; Chordata; Actinopteri; Syngnathiformes; Syngnathidae
Gene: oit3
Product: oncoprotein induced transcript 3
Exons: 11
Coding region: 63-1994 (643 amino acids)
Molecular function (GO): calcium ion binding
Source: RefSeq, a predicted model, not a curated record